GUCUUAACACUAUUAAUAUCACUCCUAAGGUUCUCCCCCAAAAAGAAGUUUUCUGCUUUCCUUAAGAAUCGAGCCCACAUUAGGAAUUUCUAGACAAGCUUUCAAUCUACCCUUUUAUCACUUGACUAUGCCCCUAGAGACUAGUGCUUGUUUUUUUUUAUGACGAGUAUAGUGAACCAUACACAUAUACGAUCACCCACAAAACUAACCUCCCCCAAUCUUCUGCCUGUUCUCUUGUCGUUCAAUGAUAGGGGCCAUGUUAGGCUAAUGGCUGCUUUUUUUCACUGAGGACAACAGGACUUGAAAAUCCUAUAAUUCUGGCCACCCCACACUGCCUAAAUUUGCUAGUGGAAGCUUCACUAGGCUAGUAGUGUCUAAUGUAUUGGGUUCAUUGGAGACGCCCAUUUUCUGAGAUAGGGUCUAGGGGUUGUUUGGAGUAUUUGGCUGUCAACCCUAUUAGUUUAAUCAUACAACAUAUAAAUUAAUAGACUGCUUGAACCUUGAAACGCGAAAAUUUUGGGUUUAAAAUAGGGAACCAAACACGGUCUCCCACAUGAAGCAUGUGUAUUAAGAUUAGUCAAUUAAAAUCCUAAGCUUUGAGAGCUUAAUCCAAGAAAUUACUUUGUUCGAGCUUAGUUAAAAUAUUCCGGUGACGGUGGCUUGCCCGGCACCCUAGGAGAUCGCAUGGGCCUGUGGCUGUAGGGUGGGGUGAGUUGAGCUAGGGUUAGGGGCUUGCAAUGGCCCUAACAAGAUCCUAAUUCAAUGUGAUUAAUAAGUCUCAAAGCACAAAAUCUACAUUAAUCCAACCAAAAAGGUGCAAGUUUGUUUGUGGGGCAAUUUGCCAAUCUGAAGAAAGAAACCUAAAAAUAUGGGGUCAUGCCUUAGCCUCAAUAGACACUAGUCUAGAUUGGGCCGAAAGCAGCUCAAGUUUUAGUCAGCAAACUAACACACUGUUCUAACGGGCAUUAGCGUGUGAAGAUCUUGAGGGCAUAACCAAUACUAAACUAAAGUUGGAGGUUCGGAUUUAGGGAACCCUAGAAAGUGUCUCAAACUCCAAUAACUCAUGCUGGAAGAGAAAUGGUUCAUUCAUUCAUACAAAACUUCCUUGUGAACAUUCCCUCCAAACAUUCUUGGCAGUGUCACUCGCCAUACUACUAAGAUAAAAAAAAAAAAAAAAAUUAUAAAGUGGAGCGGUGGUGGUGAUAGUCAAUUAUAAUAGAUGAUAAAUAUCAAAGAAUUUAGAAUCUUAAGUUUGAGUUUCGUGAAUCUUAUAUACUCUUUUUUAAGACCCUUUAAUAUCAUUAAUUUAAUUUAAGGGAUAAAAGAGAUAUAAACAUUGAUACAAAAAUUUUAAUGAAAUAUUGUUACAUCAAGAAGUUCAAUAAUAUGGGUUUGCAUACACAUUCAACUUAACCUAGAAAAAACAAUAAAAUCAAAAAUAAGCAAAAGAGAAUCAAUAAAAUAAUGGAUCAACCAAUUUGUGGAGAUAUUUUUCCAAAAAUCAUGGGAUAUUUUCUCAACUUAAAGAUAUGAACAUGUGUUACGGGUUCAAAAUAACAAGUCAGGCGAUUAGUAUAGGUUGAAAACAAACUUACUGUGUUUUAGUUUUGGCAAAGUACCCAACUUUGUUUCUUCUAUUUUUGGCAAAAUUCAAUACAAAUAGAGGGGGGGAAACAACUCUCCUCGCAUUGUCCGUUUGCAAUUUUCUCUUUCAUUUUCUUAUUUGGCCUCUUCUCCAGUCUUGUAACUACUGAGAUGGGCAGUGCUUGCAUUUUUUUUUUCAACCUUUUACUUUGCUGACCACGGACUGAAGUUUCACAGAGAGAGACCGUAUGGUAUAUAAUAUGCACACGCAUAUAUAUAUAUAUAUACAGAGAGAGAGAGAGAGAGAGAGUUUGGGGGUUGGGUGACCAAAUAUAUGCAUUGCCCCUCUCAACGGGGUCGGCCUUGGGUUGGGAAAAAGGCUUACUAGAGAGAGAGAGAGAGAGAGAUCUUGGCUGCACUUUAUUCUCUUCAAAUUCGAUACUUACUUUGCUAUACUGAGAACGAGGUUUACAAGAGAGAACAGUAGAGCCCCCUCUUCUCUCUUCUCUCUCUCUUUCUCAAUCUGCUACAUUGUCUUCUUCUCAAUCAGAAUCUCCUAACAUUACUAACACGCAUCAGUGUUGUCCCUGUCUGUUCGUUCGUCUUUGAGUUUUGAGUCUCUCUAUUCCUUUCUUCUUUCCCCCCCCCCCCCCCCCCCCCUGUUUUCUUCUCUCCUGUACUGCACAUACAAACUAAUGAAAAGACAGAUAAAAUCGCCCAACUGGGUUCUUCCCAUUUGACCCCCUGUUUCCAAACCCAGAAACUCGGAUUUUCUUCUUCCACUCAAUUGUUUUCUCCUUAUUCCCCCGUCAAAAACAGAGGAUUCCGAUUCGCUUCUGCUGAUUUUUCAUAGUUGUGACCUCUUUGGCGUUUUUGUUUUUUUCCCUUUUCAUUUCUUGCAAAUAAAGAUUCUUUUCUUCGUUCUAGGCUCUUCCAAAGAGCGAAAUCGAUAGGGCUGGUAGAAAAAUCCUUGUUUCUGGUUUACACUCAUCGAUUCAAUCACAUCUAUAUGAAGUUGCGAAACAAUGAGUGAUGGAAAUUCCAAGAAAAGCAAGCUUUCAUGGCCUAAGACCCUGGUCAAGAAAUGGUUCAAUGUCAAGAGCAAAGCCCAGGACUUCCACGCCGACGACGUUGCUCACGGAGGUGGUGAUGGAGAGUGGAGGUACAACUACUCAGAGAGGGAGGCAUGCACUAUCAAGAAAAGCAAAACAGUGAGAUCGAGUCGGAGGAGCUCUGAUCGAGCGCGGCGUAGUAAGAUUGAUCUGGAGGCCUCUCAAGUUACAGAUGUGCACAAUUAUAGGAUCUUUGUAGCUACUUGGAAUGUGGCUGGAAAAUCGCCGCCGGAUUAUUUGAAUCUUGAAGAUUGGCUUCAUACUUCACCUCCGGCAGACAUUUAUGUUCUUGGGUUUCAGGAAAUUGUUCCUCUAAAUGCUGGUAAUGUUCUGGGUACAGAAGACAAUGGCCCGGCUAGAAAAUGGCUUGCACUUAUCCGAAAGACGCUAAACACUCUUCCUGGCACAUGUGGUGGUUGCCACACACCCUCGCCAAUUCCUGAUCCUCUUGUGGAACUAGAUGCAGACUUUGAGGGAUCAACGAGACAGAGAGCCUCGUCUUUCUUCCAUCGUCGAUCGUUUCAGUCGUUGAGCCGCAGCAUGAGGAUGGUGGAUAGUGACAUGCCCAUGCCACAGCCCCGACUUGAUCGUAGAUUCAGUGUUUGUGAUCGGGUUAUCUUUGGGCACGGGGAAUGUGAUUAUGACCCGAAUUUCAGAUGGGGUUCAUCGGAUGACGAGAAUGAGGUUGGGGAUUCAGCGGGUGCCAUCCACUACUCGCCCAUCUCAUACAGUGGGACUUUUUCAUCAGAGGACCGGGACAGACAGACAGGGCAAUCAAGAUACUGUUUGGUUGCCAGCAAGCAAAUGGUUGGGAUAUUCCUCACGGUGUGGAUAAAGAGUGACCUAAGAGACUAUGUCCGCAGCAUGAAAGUUUCUUGUGUCGGAAGAGGAUUGAUGGGCUAUCUCGGAAACAAGGGUUCAAUUUCGAUUAGUAUGUCUCUGCACCAAACAAGCUUCUGCUUCAUUUGUAGUCAUUUAACCUCUGGACAGAAGGAGGGUGAUGAACUUCGCAGAAACUCCGAUGUCAUGGAAAUUCUCAGGAAGACAAGGUUUCCACGGGUUUGUGGUAUGGGAGACGAGAAUUCACCUCAAACAAUCCUUGAGCACGACCGAAUUAUUUGGCUUGGGGAUUUGAAUUACCGGAUUGCCUUGUCUUACCGCACCACAAAGGCUCUAGUCGAGAUGUGUAACUGGAGGGCUUUAUUAGAAAAUGAUCAGCUUCGAGUCGAGCAGAGGCACGGGCGUGUGUUUGAGGGAUGGAACGAAGGACAAAUUUACUUCCCUCCCACUUACAAAUACUCAAAUAAUUCAGACAGAUAUGCCGGGGAUGAUAAGCACCCAAAGGAGAAGCGGAGAACGCCUGCCUGGUGCGAUCGCAUCUUGUGGUACGGUAGAGGCCUACAUCAAAUAUCAUACGUUCGCGGGGAAUCCAAAUUCUCAGAUCACAGGCCAGUCUAUGGCAUAUUUUUGGCCGAGGUGGAGUCUAUCAAUCAUAACCGGAUCAAGAAAAGCAUGUGUUGUUCCAGUUCUAGGAUUGAAGUGGAAGAGUUGUUGCCUCACUCACAUGGAUACACCAACCUUAAUAAUUUCUUUUAAGGAAUCCCUAUCCACCCGUCUUCCACGUGCCUUCUCCCAAAACCUCUCGGCUCUUUCAUGGUCCCUCUGAUUCCAGGUUUCUCGCCCCGAUUGGCCGGUAUACAGAGAGAGCCAUAGCAAUGCUCCGGAGCAUCUGUUGCCAACAAAGCAGGAUUGAAGAAAAUUCAGAAAGCUGUGAAAAGUUUCGGGCUUUGUCCAUGUUCAAGCUGAUCUGGCCUGGAAGUUGAGUCAGUUCAACGCAGCAAGGUUGGGAUUUUAUUUCCCGUGUCUAAUUCUUUCCACAGCUUCAUUCAAGUCAACAGGCACCCCCAGCCCAGCAAUUUGUGCAAGUCUCCCCAAGCAUUUGGCAUCAUGCUCUGUGAUUAGGAGGAUGAACUCGUUGUACCCGACAGGGCCAGCUUCAUGGGGCGACGAAUCCAUCCACAAAUUCUUUUCGUGAAAUUAGGGAUUGUUUUGUGUUGAAAUAAGACAAAUACUACCCAUAAAUCCAUCUGGGUAUUCUUUCUUUUUCUUUAUUAUUAUUUUUUUAAAUUCGUGAAAACGUUCAAGGGGCUGUGAUUUGUGUGUGAGUGGCUUCUUUUACGGCUGCUGUAAAUAGUUUUUGUGAACACAAAAGGGAAGAUCAAUUUCAUGGGUAUCUUAGAGGGUUACAUUGAAUAAACUCAUCUAAGCAAAGCUUGUGCACUAAGUUGGCUCCAAAAGAAUUUAAAAAACCUUUUGAGUAGAAGGAGAAGGAGAAGGGGAAGGGGCCAUAAUUCGUUGCUGCUACUAUUGCAUUGCUUUUAAAAGGCGAAAGAUUCAGAGGGAGAGAAGGGACAGGCUUUGGUCUUGGUUACA
This is a messenger RNA of Diospyros lotus (date-plum), 5129 nucleotides long. RefSeq names its product type I inositol polyphosphate 5-phosphatase 4. Gene Ontology annotation, biological process: phosphatidylinositol dephosphorylation. NCBI's taxonomy places the organism in Eukaryota, Viridiplantae, Streptophyta, Magnoliopsida, Ericales, Ebenaceae. The coding region runs from base 2610 to 4292 and encodes 560 amino acids. Gene Ontology annotation, molecular function: inositol-polyphosphate 5-phosphatase activity; phosphatidylinositol-3,4,5-trisphosphate 5-phosphatase activity; phosphatidylinositol-4,5-bisphosphate 5-phosphatase activity. The transcript is spliced from 12 exons. The record is from RefSeq and is a predicted model, not a curated record.